Molecule: messenger RNA, 909 nt
Organism: Colletotrichum higginsianum IMI 349063
Lineage: Eukaryota; Fungi; Ascomycota; Sordariomycetes; Glomerellales; Glomerellaceae
Exons: 1
Coding region: 1-909 (302 amino acids)
Source: RefSeq, a predicted model, not a curated record
AUGUCGACCGACAACUCAAACUCGAACCAGAACGAAAUGAAUCGCCAGAGACGUGGUUCCGUUACCCAGCAGGCCAUUGCCGGUCUUUUCAGAAGCAACUCUACUUCGAACGGCGUUGCUUUCCCUGGCACCAGCGACGCACAGAGACGGAGGCUCUCAGUCUCUACCGGUCUCGGCCUUGCUGGCACCUCUCCCACUGGUGCCGGCGCCUUCAACUCGCUGAGGCGGGGAAGCCUGUCAACCAAUUCUAACGACUCUAUCGACGAGAAUGCCGUCGACGAGGAAGAGAUGCCCGCGAACGCCCGCACCGCGCCCGCUACCCCCUUCACCCGCAGAAUGAGCUUCGGAGCUCAGGCCAUGCGCACCAUGCGCACUGGCGGUGGAAGCCCUGGAUCAAACGGUAAUUAUCUACUUCCUGCCUCUACUACCCCCGUGCCCAGCACACCUGCUUCCGAUAGACGCAGCAGCAGCAACUUGCUCCAUUCCCCCCAAAGUAGCAGCUCAGCUCCGAAUGCCAUGACGCCCAAAACGUCAACCAUUGCGCCUGCCCUGUCAUCCGCCACGCGCCGCUCCAGCAGUACUGCACAGGCAAGCAAUGCACAUAAACAAAGAUCCUCUUCUGACUUGUUCUCGCGCCCAGACCAAGGUUUCAACUGGUCCGAGCAGCUUAGAUCUCGCGCGGAAAGCUCUGUUCAAGGCCCGCGACCGUCCUUCUCGUUCGGCUCUGGCCUUUCUUCGUCUCCCCCCCGCGGCAUGAGCAACGCCGGCACCCACGACCGCCAAAAGUCCGUCUCGGACAUGCCUGCACCGCCUGCCCAGGCCGCCACCAUGAAGCCCAAGGCCCCCGAGCGGCCGAAGCCUGAUGCAUUCCAGGAACGCAUUCUGAAGGGCGACUUCUACAUGGAUUGA